Messenger RNA from Lemur catta (Ring-tailed lemur), 3525 nucleotides. RefSeq names its product autocrine motility factor receptor (gene AMFR). Gene Ontology annotation, cellular component: ubiquitin ligase complex; cytosol; endoplasmic reticulum. Bases 201 to 2132 code for a protein of 643 amino acids. The record is from RefSeq and is a predicted model, not a curated record. Gene Ontology annotation, molecular function: ubiquitin binding; ubiquitin protein ligase activity. The transcript has 14 exons. NCBI's taxonomy places the organism in Eukaryota, Metazoa, Chordata, Mammalia, Primates, Lemuridae. Gene Ontology annotation, biological process: protein K48-linked ubiquitination; endoplasmic reticulum unfolded protein response; ubiquitin-dependent protein catabolic process.
CGCCGGCAGGGGCAGCAGCGGGAGCGGCGCGGGGCGGAGCGGCGCGAGCAGCCAGGAGCGGCCCGGCCCGGCCCGGCGCGGUAGCGGCGGCGGCGGCGGCGGCGGCGACGCUAGAGCCCGUGGGCGCCGUUCGCGAGGCCGCCGCAGGGGCCUGGCCGCAGCGCGGGGAGGCCUGGGGUCUGGAGGCCGCCGCUACCGCCAUGCCGCUGCUCUUCCUCGAGCGCUUCCCCUGGCCCAGCCUCCGCACUUACACGGGCCUCAGCGGCCUGGCCCUGCUGGGCACCAUCGUCAGCGCCUACCGCGCCCUCAGCCUGCCCGAGGCCGCGCCAGGCGAGCCGGAGCCGCUAACGGCCUCGCUGCAGUCGGAGCCGCCCGCGCCCGCCCAGCCGAGCGCCGGGGGACCCCGGGCCCGCGACGUGGCCCAGUACCUGCUCUCGGACAGCCUCUUCGUGUGGGUUCUAGUAAACACUGCUUGCUGUGUUUUGAUGUUGGUGGCUAAGCUUAUCCAGUGUAUUGUGUUUGGCCCUCUUCGAGUGAGCGAGAGACAGCAUCUCAAAGACAAGUUUUGGAAUUUUAUCUUCUACAAGUUCAUUUUCAUUUUUGGUGUGCUGAAUGUCCAGACAGUGGAAGAGGUCGUCAUGUGGUGCCUCUGGUUUGCUGGACUUGUAUUUCUGCAUCUGAUGGUUCAGCUCUGCAAGGACCGGUUUGAAUAUCUUUCCUUUUCUCCCACGACACCAAUGAGUAGCCACGGUCGAGUCUUGUCCCUGUUGAUUGCUAUGCUGCUUUCAUGCUGUGGAUUGGCAGUUGUCUGCUGUGUCACAGGCUACACCCAUGGAAUGCACACCUUGGCUUUCAUGGCUGCAGAGUCUCUUCUUGUGACAGUGAGGACUGCUCAUGUGAUUUUACGAUAUAUAAUUCACCUCUGGGACCUCAACCACGAGGGGACCUGGGAAGGAAAGGGAACAUAUGUGUAUUAUACAGAUUUUGUCAUGGAGCUCACUCUCUUGUCCCUGGACCUCAUGCACCACAUUCACAUGCUGUUAUUUGGCAACAUCUGGUUGUCCAUGGCCAGCCUAGUCAUCUUUAUGCAGCUGCGUUACCUGUUUCAUGAGGUGCAGCGUCGGAUUCGUCGGCACAAGAACUAUCUGCGUGUGGUUGGUAACAUGGAAGCCAGGUUUGCAGUUGCGACUCCAGAGGAGCUGGCUGUCAAUAAUGACGACUGUGCCAUCUGCUGGGACUCCAUGCAGGCUGCAAGGAAGCUGCCCUGUGGACAUCUUUUCCACAACUCCUGUCUUCGUUCCUGGCUAGAACAAGACACCUCCUGUCCAACAUGCAGAAUGUCCCUUAACAUUGCUGACAAUAACCGUGUCAGGGAAGACCAUCAAGGAGAGAACUUGGACGAGAAUUUGGUUCCUGUAGCAGCAGCCGAAGGCAGACCUCGCCUAAACCAGCACAAUCACUUCUUCCACUUCGAUGGGUCCCGGAUUGCAAGCUGGCUGCCGAGUUUUUCGGUUGAAGUGAUGCACACCACCAACAUUCUGGGCAUUACGCAGGCAAGCAACUCCCAGCUCAAUGCAAUGGCCCAUCAGAUUCAGGAGAUGUUUCCGCAGGUUCCGUACCACCUAGUGCUGCAGGACCUGCAGCUGACACGGUCGGUGGAAAUAACAACAGACAACAUUUUAGAAGGACGGAUUCAAGUACCUUUUCCCACACAGCGGUCAGAGAGCAUUAGACCUGCGUUGAACAGUCCUAUGGAGAGGCCAAACAGUGACCAGGAAGAGGGAGAAACUUCCGCUCAGGCGGAGCGCGUGCCGCUGGACCUCAGCCCUCGCCUGGAGGAGACGCUGGACUUGAGCGAGGUGGAGGUGGAGCCCAGCGAGGUGGAGGACUUCGAGGCUCGGGGGAGCCGCUUCUCCAAGUCUGCGGACGAGAGACAGCGCAUGCUGGUUCAGCGCAAGGACGACCUCCUGCAGCAGGCCCGCAAGCGUUUCUUGAACAAAAGUUCUGAAGAUGACACGGCCUCAGACAGCUUCCUCCCCUCAGAAGGCGCGUCCUCUGACCCUGUGACCCUGCGUCGAAGGAUGCUGGCCGCCGCCGCCGAGCGGAGGCUUCAGAAGCAGCAGAGCUCCUAGCGCUUCCUCGCCCGCCUCGGCCACUGCUGCGCCCGGGCCCGGCGGAAGAGGCCUGCCCGGUCCUGCCCGCCGGCGCAGACGCGGGCUCGACUGCAUUGCCGCUGUAUAAAGCAUGUGGUCUUCUAGUGUUCGGACGGCUGGCAGAUUUAAUCCUCCUUUGUAAUACUUUCUAUGUGACGUUUCUCUCCCGCUUAGAAACACUGCACAUUAACUCUAGGCACGAUCUCUUCUGGCAUCGACGGGAUUUCUCGGGGGUGGGGGACGAUCAGGAGGAAGUGGGCGACCACCUGCCCGCAGCGGGCAGCUCCGAUGACUGCUUUAUGCUUAAGUCACAGCAAGGGCUGUGAGUGCCACGUCUGGCGGGAAGAGCGUGUGCCGGGGAAGAUGUGUACAAAGCAGAGAGGAGAUGCACAGCGUGAGCCCGGCUCCGUGCCGUGGGGCCACGUCCGCUGUCACACUGCUGUCCUUGUUGAGGAAGCACGGGCUCUGGGACCCUGCAGCUGGCAGGGUGUCUUGGAAAAAGAACUCUCGGUUUGAUCCCUGCAGCAGAGGAGGGGAAAGCCCAGGGCUGCGAGUGUGUGGAGGUGACCCCUGUCCCAUUACAUCCGGGACUGACUCUGAGCCCCCUAUCCAAAGCGGCUUCAUUUCCGUUAACUCUGGUGCUCUUGCAUCUCCUGAGAACACCUGUGCGUCUCUCCUCUCUGCCUCCGCGCCCCUGCGCACGGGAAGGGUUAAGCAGCCAGCUGUGGUUUAUGGUUUAAAUUCCUUGGUCAGGUGAAUUAGGCAAUUGCCAAAGCCUGUGGGUUUGGUCCUUGGAGAGAUGUGGGGCCUCGCAAGAUGGGAGAGCAAGUUUUGGGGGGCUUUCCUGAAGAAAUAAAAGAUAACUUUUGUAGCUCUCUUCUCUGGAGCCCUCCAUUUCCUUUCUUUGUUCCUGCUGGUUCGAAACAGAAAGGUGAGAGGUCGAAUCCACACGCCUUGCAGCAGACCCAGGUCCCAAAUCUUUUCAAAUUCUUCACACAUUUAACUUUAAGGGUUUGAAACACGCAAUCAUAGGUUAUGUAGUUCAGUUUUAUGUCCCAUUGGAUUAAGUUUUUUUAGUGUUUGGAAGCAUAGUUUUAUGAUAGUCCUUUUGGGAAAAAUCCAGUAUUAUCCAAAAUUAUUGGCAAAGUUAAAUGUAUUUUACAUAACUGCAAGUUUUUAGAAUGUUGAAAAGUAAUUGAAAAAAGGGUGAUAGGUGAAUAUUUAGGCAGAGAUAAUUUAUUUCAAUAAAUCUUUCAAAAGCCUUACUUUGAAAUGCUAUUAGUAAAUUUCUGUGAUUUUUUUUUUAAAUUUGUUUUGCUAAAAGCAUAGCUGUUUGUUUUUAUUGUUAAAAAAAUAAUAAAAAGCAAACUCU